AUGUUCAACAUACCAAAUAUUCCAAUUCUAUUUGGUGAUAUUUAUUUUGCUUAUAAAAAAAAUGAUUUGAUAAAAUUUGCUGAUGAAGAAUUUCUACAUCCUUAUAUUUGUUAUAAUAAUUCACUUUAUGAUGAUUAUUUUACUGAUAGUGAAAUGUUACCUUUUAAUGGCAGAAAAUGUUAUCGUUUUUAUAGUUCAGAACUAUCUGCUAAAGUCGAUUCAUUUGGCUUGGAAUAUUUGAAAUUCAUCUACAAUAAAUUAAAACCUUACAAUCAAUAUUCAAGUAUGAAUUCAUCUGAAUCUAUUCUCAAACCUGAUAAAGAUUAUCCUGGAGUUCAGUGUUAUAGUGAUAAUCAAAUACCUAGUAUAAAUCAUGACCAUCCAUUUCCACAUGAUGGUGAAUAUAUAUAUUAUUUAUGUGACAAUGAUAAGAACAAUACUCAACCAAAAAAAUACAAUAUUUUAUUUCAAUCUAUUUGUAACAGACUUCCAGAAUUGUUACCAAAAUUGAUUAAUGAACAAAAUGAAACUGACGAAACUGAAUGUGAAUAUUGGGCAUGUAAUAAUUUACAUACUCGUUGUAAUUGUUUUUGGAAUUGUGAAAAUGGUGAAGAUGAAUUUCAUUGUGACACAUCAUUGAUAGUAUGUGAAAACGAGAAAAUACAAAAUAAAAUGAUGCUUCAAAAAAGAUCGGAAAAUGAAAUUCAAUGUUAUCGUGGACUUUCUGUGCGUAUUUGGUUGAAUAAUGAUGAAUCAACAUUUAUAUGUUUUUGUCCGCACAGUUAUUAUGGUUCGCGAUGUGAAUAUCAAAAUCAACGCGUAAGUUUGGCUAUUAAAUUUCAAGCAUAUUCAGAUUCUCGACAAACAUUAUUUGAAAUUAUUAUUCAACUUAUCGAUGAUAGUAAUGAAAGAAUAAUUCAUUCGCAUGUACAAUUUACUUAUUUAUUUGCAAGAGAUUAUGAUUUUAAUGGUGAACAUUGUUCAAAACAUGAAUGUAUUCAUGGUAAAUGUAUUAAAUAUCACGAUACUCAACAAGAUAAAAGUUUUUGUCAAUGUUAUCCGCACUGGUCUGAACAAUAUUGUACUAUUCCUAAUAUUCUUAAUUGUACAUGUUCAUCUGAUUCAUUAUGUGUUGGUAUAGAUGCUCAUAGCCGAUCCAUAUGUGUUUGUCCAUUGUAUAAAUUUGGUCCUCGAUGUUUUCUUAAAGAUACAAUAUGUGAAUUAAAUGGUAUUAAAAGAUGUAAUAAUAGUGAUCGAUGUAUUCCAUCGGAUUUAAAUAGACAAACAUUACAACCAUAUACAUGUAUUUGUUCGAAAGGUCCUCGCAGUGCUGAUUGUGAACAAGAAGAGAACAAAAUUUAUUUAUCAUUUGAAGAAAAUUUUCAUUCAUUACAAACAAUAUUAAUUCAUUUUAUUAAAAUUGAAACAACUUAUAUAUCAAAAAGAACAACUAUUUUUAAAAAAAUAUCUUCUAUGAAAGAAUCAAUUGUUAUUUCUUGGUCUGAUCCAAGUAAUCGUAUUUUAAUAGAGGAUCUGAAACAAAAUAUUUAUUUUAUUGAUUCUCAAAAUGUUGCAUAUCAUAAAGUAAACUUAACUAAACAAGCUAAAAUAUCAGAUCGUUGUCCACAUCAGUGUUUCUAA
This is a messenger RNA of Adineta steineri, 1641 nucleotides long. NCBI's taxonomy places the organism in Eukaryota, Metazoa, Rotifera, Eurotatoria, Adinetida, Adinetidae. The record is from the annotation of a GenBank genome assembly.